Messenger RNA from Neurospora tetrasperma FGSC 2508, 294 nucleotides. RefSeq lists its product as uncharacterized. The record is from RefSeq and is a predicted model, not a curated record. Lineage: Eukaryota; Fungi; Ascomycota; Sordariomycetes; Sordariales; Sordariaceae. The transcript is spliced from 2 exons. Bases 1 to 294 code for a protein of 97 amino acids.
AUGAGGGACUACAACGACAUCGACACCCAGCUCCUCUGGCGGCGCAUGCUUGCCAUUCAACGCACCUUUGGCUGCUACAACUCGACACGCAUGAACAUUGCCAUUGAGAUUGGCGAGCAGAACGCUUCUGUCCCGUCACGAGUAUGUCUGGAUUUGCUGAAUGAUAGCAUUGAUACACUUCCCAACGAUAUCAAGCAGCGAAUCGAAGACUUCCUCGCAUGCGAAGACGUCUCUAGGUCAUCGUCAUCUUGCAGCAGGAGGAAGUGGAGUUGGAGGCAUCUUUUGCAUGCUUGA